This is a messenger RNA of Arachis duranensis, 1822 nucleotides long. RefSeq names its product eyes absent homolog. The coding region runs from base 587 to 1552 and encodes 321 amino acids. NCBI's taxonomy places the organism in Eukaryota, Viridiplantae, Streptophyta, Magnoliopsida, Fabales, Fabaceae. The record is from RefSeq and is a predicted model, not a curated record. Gene Ontology annotation, cellular component: nucleus. Gene Ontology annotation, molecular function: protein tyrosine phosphatase activity. The transcript is spliced from 8 exons. Gene Ontology annotation, biological process: cell differentiation; multicellular organism development; positive regulation of DNA repair.
UUCUUGUGAGACAUGUGAUCGUUUGCAUUGACUCGCCUUUCUCAUUUUCAGUAAAUUCUCAUUUGGGAUUUUCUCUAUUAUUAUCUCAACUUCUCAACUUUUGUCUUCCCUUGCUCUGUUACCAUGAAUUUUAACAUUUUGUUUUGAAAAAAACAGUGGUGUGUGAAUAGAGGAACAACUAGUACUGCUAGGCUGUGAAUCAAAUAAGAGAAUUAGAGAGCAUUGUUUUGUGGAAAAAGUCUUUGAUGGUAACUGUAGCUAACGGCAGUAGAUAUUAAACUUCUUGGACAUCAGUUCGAUCCCAGCCUGCUCUGGUGUUGCUAGCUCUGCUUCUUUUGGAUCUGUUAUGAUCACUAUAGGGAUGGGUUAUAGGGCUGCCUGAAUGUGAUUUGGUACAUGUGCAGGUUGGCGUUAAGGUCCCUUGGUUAACUAGAAGCAUUUAGUUAUUCAGUGAACCCCAUUUUUAUUCGUGGGGGCAUAUACUUGUAUUUGUUGGUAUUGAUAAUUCUGCUGCGUAUAAUCUCUAGCAACACUCCAUUAGCUAUUGGUCAAGAUUUCUUCAAAAGUUCCUAUUGCACACACCGGAAUGUCUUCCGAGGCUGGAAUGCCUAGGCAUGAAACACAAGGGUUUUCCAGCAGCAUUCCUCCCAAGAUGGAUGUCUACAUUUGGGACAUGGAUGAGACCCUUAUACUGCUCAACUCCUUGCUGAAAUCAUCAUAUGCCGAGGGUUUCAACGGUCUCAAGGAUGUGCAGAAGGGCGUGGAAAUUGGGAAGAUGUGGGAAAAUCUCAUUCUACAAUUGUGUGAUGACUAUUUCUUCUAUGAACAAAUAGAGAAUUUAAAUUACCAUACUCCAUUUCUUGAUGCUCUGGUCCGGUAUGAUGAUGGGAGGGACCUAUCUAAUUAUGAUUUUAACCAUGAUGAGUUAGGUCCUCCGGAUGAUGAUGCCAACAAAAGAAAACUUGCCUAUAGACAUCGAGUCAUAGCACAAAAGUACUUACAGGGUUUGCAUAAUAUUUUAGAUCACGAGGCGAAGAAAUUUUGGGAUGAAUUGUAUGAUAAAACUGAUGAAUAUACUGACAGAUGGCUGUCUUCAGCACGGACCUUUUUGGAGGAGUGUUCAGGCCAAAACAAAGAUUUGGUUUCUUCCAUUGCUUUUUCAAGUGUAGUAUCUAACACAACCAAUGCAAGCCAUCAGCAUGUAAAUGUUUUGGUGACGUCAGGAGGGUUAAUACCCUCUCUUGUCAAAUGCUUGCUCUUUCGUCUCGACGGUUUAAUACCACAUGGAAAUGUUUAUAGCUCUUGUGUAGUGGGAAAAACUCAAUGUUUCCGAUGGAUCAAGGAGCGUUUCAACGAUCCGAAUGUCCGCUUUUGUGUAAUUGGAGAUGGAUGGGAAGAAUGUCAAGCUGCGGAAAUCAUGAGAUGGCCAUUUAUUAGGAUGGACCUGCGGCCAGACAAACUUCAUAGGUUCCCUGGUCUCUCAUUGACAACAGUUGGCCACUAUUUUGCAGUGGUAUACGGAAGCCCAGAUGAUGAGAAUGAUGCUACCUAGCCUUCUCUGGAAUUUCUCUACAAAAGAUUUCCACAAAAUAGUUGAAAUCGUGUUGCCAAAUGUAUGAAUUGUUGCCUUCAUAUGGCUGUCACAACUUUGGUGGUAAUUGGUCUUUAGAAGAGAUUAGAUUUAACUAUUUCCUCUUGCAAUGCAAUAUCAUAGCACAUAGCUUAAGAUGUAUAGAUGUUUAAGUUGAUGGAAUGUAGAUGAUCCGCCACUUAUCAUGUAUGUAACAUGCUUCAAAUUUAUAAUUAGCAGUAGUUGAUUUUA